UUGAGUUAUACCAGCCUGUGCCCAACACAAAUCCCCAAAUAUGGAGAUGGAUUGAUUUUUGACGGUUGCUAGCUGUAGUAGAAGAAUCUUCCCCUGCUGUUAAUGAAGAGGAAGAGAGUGAGGAAGAGUUGAAGAUGAGGGGACCACAUCUUGGUUGCCAUGACAACAGUGACGAACAGCAGCCUGCUGCAUCAUCACGCCAUCUCCACAAGACUCUGAUGAGAUGCUAUGGGAGAGCUGACUGAAAGAGAUGCGCACCCCAAAUAGCCUUCUCACCUCAUUUUCAGCAUCCACAAAUUGAGGUGAGAGAAGAAAAUGAGACUGGCAGGUUUUCCACAAGGGAGCCUGAGCAGGGAUGGAGCUUAAGAAGAAAAGCAAAUGAUAAGGGAAUUUAUGACUUUGGAGAUUAACCACGGAAGAGGCUGUUGAAAACUGUGACUCCUUGACUUCUCAGCGAGGACUUUAGCCCAUGAGAAGACAAAAUAAAUAUUGUCGUCAUUCUUUGUAAUCUGGAGUGCAUCUAAGAAUGCCAGGUCUUGCUGAGAAUAAUCCACAUCGACUCUGAAAACUGACAUGGUGCCCCUUGUGUCUCAGUUGGCCUGAAGGCUCUUUUGUUUAGGCUUGAAAAAAGACUGAUGAUGAGUGGAGGUGGUUCUAUUUCUUUGUGAAGGAGUUCCAUUGGCAUAAAUAAACUCAAAUAAAAGGUUAAUACACAUGGAUUAAAACAAGCAAUUGAUGAGCAAAAUAACAGCCAAAAAAAGCAAGCAGACUGGAAGGGGACACCUGCCAACACACCAAGGAGGACCAGUGGCUAAGCUGGAAACAUGGAGGAAAGGAACAAUGAGAAAAUGAAUCAGGCCCAUGUCCUCUUUGACCGAUUUGUCCAAGCCUCGACCUGCAAAGGGACUAUCAAAGCCUUCCAGGAGCUCUGUGACUAUCUAGAGCUAAAGCCCAAGGACUAUCGUACUUUUUACCACAAACUCAAGUCCAAGCUUAAUUACUGGAAAGCCAAAGCCCUUUGGGCGAAGUUGGAUAAGAGAGGCUGCCACAAAGACUACAAGAAAGGAAAAGUAUGCGCCAACACAAAGUGUCUCAUCAUUGGGGCUGGACCCUGCGGCCUUCGAACAGCCAUUGACCUGUCCUUUCUAGGAGCAAAGGUGGUGGUGAUAGAAAAGCGCGAUGCCUUCUCCCGCAACAACGUCCUGCACCUGUGGCCAUUCACCAUACAUGACUUGCGGGGCCUUGGCGCCAAAAAGUUCUAUGGCAAAUUUUGUGCAGGAGCCAUAGACCAUAUCAGUAUUCGUCAGCUCCAGCUGAUACUCUUGAAGGUCUCCUUAAUCCUAGGUGUUGAGAUCCAUGUCAAUGUGGAGUUCCAGGGCCUUGUCUACCCACCAGAGGACCAGGAGAAUGAGAGGAUAGGUUGGCGCGCACAAGUCCACCCGAAAACACACCCAGUAUCAGAAUACGAGUUUGAUGUGAUCAUUGGAGGAGAUGGAAGGCGGAACACGCUGGAAGGGUUUCGCCGAAAAGAGUUCCGUGGCAAGCUGGCAAUUGCCAUCACAGCAAACUUCAUCAACCGCAAUACCACAGCGGAAGCCAAAGUUGAAGAGAUCAGUGGUGUGGCCUUCAUAUUCAACCAGAAGUUCUUCCAAGAUCUGCGAGAAGCUACAGGCAUUGAUCUGGAGAACAUUGUCUACUACAAAGAUGAUACCCACUAUUUUGUCAUGACUGCCAAAAAGCAGAGCUUACUGGAUAAAAGAGUAAUAUUGCACGACUAUGCAGACACGGAGCUGUUACUCUCACGGGAGAAUGUGGACCAGGAGGCUUUGCUCAACUAUGCCAGGGAAGCAGCCGACUUCUCAACCAAUCAGCAGCUGCCAUCGCUGGACUUUGCCAUCAACCACUAUGGACAGCCUGACGUGGCCAUGUUUGACUUCACGUGCAUGUAUGCCUCGGAGAACGCAGCCAUGGUGCGAGAAGUGAAUGGCCACCAGCUGCUUGUAGCUUUGGUGGGGGACAGUUUGUUAGAGCCCUUCUGGCCAAUGGGAACUGGAAUAGCCAGGGGCUUCCUUGCUGCCAUGGAUUCUGCCUGGAUGGUACGAAGCUGGUCUCUAGGAACAUGUCCUUUGGAGGUCCUUGCAGAGAGAGAGAGCAUCUACAGAUUGCUGCCUCAGACCACGCCUGAGAAUGUGAGCAGAAACUUCAGCCAGUACAGCAUUGACCCCGUCACUCGGUAUCCAAACAUUAAUGUCAAUUUCCUGCGGCCAAAUCAGGUGCGUCAUUUGUAUGAUACAGGAGACUUGAAAGACAUUCACCUGGAAAUAGAGAAUUUUGUGAACUCCAGGACACCAAAACUGUCACGAAAUGAGUCGGUAGCUCGCUCUAGCAAACUCCUAGGCUGGUGUCAGAGGCAGACAGAUGGCUAUAUUGGUGUAAAUGUAACAGAUCUAACAAUGUCUUGGAAGAGUGGCCUAGCACUGUGCGCCAUUAUCCAUCGAUACCGCCCUGACCUCAUAGACUUCGAUUCUCUAGAUGAACACAAUGUGGAGAAGAAUAACCAGCUGGCGUUUGACAUUGCUGAGAAAGAGUUUGGAAUAUCUCCCAUCAUGACUGGCAAAGAGAUGGCAUCAGUUGGCGAACCAGACAAGCUGUCCAUGGUCGUAUAUCUCACCCAGUUCUAUGAAAUGUUCAAGGACUCCCUUCCUUCUAGUGACAAUCUGGAACUGAAUGCAGAAGAAAAAGCUGCUUUGAUUGCUAGCACCAAAUCUCCCAUCUCUUUCUUCAGCAAGCUGGGGCAGAGCAUCUCCCGGAAGCGGACACCAAAGGAUAAAAAAGAGAAAGACCUGGAUGGUGCAGGAAAGAGGAGGAAAACGAGCCAGUCUGAAGAUGAGGACACUUCCCGAAGCUACCGAGAAGAAAGGCCCACCCUCGUGAGUGCCCUGACAGAGAGGAGGAUCGAUGCCACUAUUGGGAACCAGAACAAAGUGAAAUCCAUGGCAACGCAGCUGCUGGCCAAAUUUGAGGAGAAUGCACCUGUGCAGGCCACAGGCAUCCGGAGACAGCCUGCCCUGCCUUAUCAAGACCGUGCUCUCAGCCAGCUAGCCUACCGACAGCGAGAGCAGGGCCGUCAUGCCCCUUUGCCUCAGUGGAAACAGAUGAGGAAAAAGGACCGUUCUCGGACCUGCCCCAAAAAAGUGAUCAUGCUCUCUUCUUCCUCCACUUGCACUUCCUCUCCAUCGUACCCCAGUCAGCAGACAAACAGGGAGCCUUAUGUUGACUCCGCUGGAGAACAGAGUCCCAAACAGCAACGGAGACCUCACCAGUUCUUUUCAGAGGACCGUGUGCCAGAGCGCACGCUUACCAUUGAGCAGAGGGCAAGCCAGCUGGCUGCCCUCCUGGAGCAAAGGCCAACAACCUGGCAUCAGCCAGAGACUGAGCGAUCUCGUCGAUCUGUUGUUGAACAGUGGGAGCUCUCCCGUAGCCUCCGCUCUUCCAGCCGCCCUUCUUCUCCCUCAUCUGACUCCCUCAGACAGAAGUAUAUAAAGAUGUACACAGGUGGCGUGAGCUCAUUGGCUGAGCAGAUAGCCAAUCAGCUUCAAAGGAAAGAUCAGCCUAAAACCCUUCUAGACAAGAAGGAACUGGGUUCCUUAAAGAAAGAAUUUCCUCCAAACCUGGGAGGCAGUGACGUCUGCUACUUCUGCCACAAGCGUGUCUAUGUGAUGGAAAGGCUGAGUGCAGAGGGCAAGUUCUUCCAUCGCAGCUGCUUCAAAUGCGAAUAUUGUGCCACCACCCUGCGCUUAUCAUCAUACGCCUAUGACCUGGUGGAUGGAAAAUUCUACUGCAAGCCUCACUACUGUUACAGGCUUUCAGGUUAUGCACAAAGGAAGAGACCAGCUGUGGGGCCUCUGUCAGGAAAGGACAUCAAAGGGAUCCAGCAGGACAACAUGGCAGCUGAUGGCGCAGGACAUGCAAACUCCAUCUCAUCGUCAUCAGAGAGGACUCCAGCUCCCAGUGUCAAUGGCCUAGAAGAACCCAGUCUUGCCAAGAGGCUGCGUGGCACACCAGAGCGGAUUGAACUGGAGAAUUACCGGCUCUCGGUACAACGGGAAGAGGAAUUGGAAGAGGUCCCUGAGGAGACAUUGGCAGAACAUAACUUAAGCAGUGUGCUAGACAAAGGAACAGAAGAGGAUGUUCCUAGCAGUAGUUCAGAGUCUGAAAUGGAGGAGGAGGAGGAAGAGGAGGAGGAGGAGGAACAGCCGCAGCAACCCUCCUCUGACCUGGGUGGUGUGCCGUGGAAAGAGGCUGUGCGGAUACAUGCCAUGCUGAAGGGCAAGAGUGAGGAAGAGCUGGAGGCUGAGAAAAACCAUGAUGUGGAGGAGGAGGAAGAGGAGGAGGAGGAGGGGGAAGAGGAGGAAGAGGAAGAAGAAGAAGUCUCUAGUGAAGAGGGGGAGUAUUACCCUUGGGAGAGAGAACUACAGCAAGGCCUCUGGCUUCAGCGUCUCUCAAAUGAAGAGGACACGGGUACAUUUAAAGCUGGAAACCUGAGGCUGCAGCAGAUAGUAAACCCGAUUGAUCCCCUGGAGAUCUUGGCAGAUGUGCAUUGGACACACAUCCGUCAGAAAGAGGAGGAGGAAAAAGUGGGCCCUACUUCUAAGUCCUCCACCUCCAGAGCAUCUGACCUUCCCUCCAUACGCCACGAGGCAGUGCAGGCGUGGCUGGAUGCAGUCCCAGGAGCCCUGUGUGAGGAGAAUGACUAUGAAGAUGAGGUGGGCACUGAGCCUGCCGAAGCGAUCGAAGAUGGGGACACAGGUGCUGAGCUGGACGAUGAUGACAUCCCGUCUGAUGCAGAAGCAGUGUGUCGCCUGCAUCAAGGAGACCCUGAAGAGGGGGAGCUGAAGGUCUUUGAAAACAAGGAGGCGGAGGCAGCAGCUCCUUGUGUUGUGACAGAAGAUCCCUGCAAGCCUUGUCUGCCCGUCAAGCUGCCAUGUAAGAGGACUGUUGCACUUUCUCCAGCUGGCAACCACAUAGAAGAACCAAAAGAGGACUCAAAGGAAUCUCCCACAAUGGAGCACUGCAAAGAGAGGUCCCCAGAUGUACACUUUUUCCCUGAGCCAUUCCUCCCAGAAGAGGAGACAAAUGACAAGAUCCCCGAUGAUCAAAAAGUGGAAAGCUCACCUGUAUCACUCUCUCCAAUUCGAUCCCAGCCAGUUGCACUGCCUGAGACUGCGACACCGGCAUCACUUGUGAAAUCACAACCAGCCACGCCCACAUUACCUACAUCUCCACUUGCUGCUUCCCAUCCUAUUUGUUCUCAGCCUUUACCCUCUGCUGAAGCAUCCAUUCCCUCUCCAGGCGAGCCCCCAGUCUGUUUUCAACCAGUCCCAGCCUUAACCUCUACUCCUUUGGGCAAGCUCGCCCUAAAGAGUCAAGAUAACGAGCUAGAAAAAUUGGGGAGCCCUACCACAGCAGAAGAAGCCAUGAAACGGAAUAAUCUUGUGGAAGAGUUCUGGAUGAAGAGUGCUGAAAUUCGGAGGAGUUUGGGUCUCACUCCUGUGAACAGGAGCAGAGGUUCAGAGCCAAACUUUACUGUCUCACCUCUUGAGACUGCCCCCCUGAAGUCAUACACUUCUGAGGGAAUUCAAGAAGAUAAGGAGAUCCACCUUUUAAAACCCCAGCCAGCCCCAAGAAAGCCAGUCACUCCCAAGCUAGACAAUGAGCAGUUUUCUUUGCUGACACCAAAGUCGCCAUCUGAGAGAGAGCUGAAGAACUCGAGUGAUGUCAAGAGAGACCUGUCAAGCAGUUCUGGGCUGGGUCUUCAAGGCAGUUCUUCCAACAUGAGGACGUUGGCCAGCCAGAGUUUCAACACUUCUGACUCCACCAUGCUCACUCCUCCAUCCAGCCCUCCCCCUCCCCCACCUAAAAAUGAAGAGCCGGCAACGCUACGAAGAAAAAGGCAUCAGGCAACUUGGCAGAAUGAGGCAGAGUCAAAGCCGGCUUCCAUGCAAACACCUCACCCGCCAUCAGUAAAUGAACAGGUCCACCCAGCCAAGGAGUCACCCCAGCCUUCCAAAGCGGAGGUGCGGAAGUCAUUUGUGGAGAGUGUGGAUGAGAUCCCAUUUGCCGAUGAUGUAGAGGACACGUACGAUGAGAGGACGGAGGAUAUAAGCCUUCAUGAAAAGUACUACACCCCUCCCAGUAGACCAAGGCCAGAGAAGCCUCUUCACUUGCACUUGGUUAAAGAGAACGGGGGACCACCCUCAAUGGACAGAGGAAGCAUGCAAAAGAGAGGCCUGCCUCAAAUCUCUGCAGAAGCAAAGGAGCUAGCCGAGGAGAGGAUGAGAGCCCGAGAGAAGUCUGUGAAGAGCCAGGCUUUGCGCGAUGCCAUGACUAAGCAGCUGUGCAAGAUGAAAGACCUAGAGAUGGCCAGUGCUGCCAGCACUGCCAAAUUGCGCAAAGCAUCUACCAUGCCCUCAAAGACAAAGGAGAUGUUUUUUGAGUCCCCAAGGCAUUUGGCUAUGAAGGCAGGUGAGGGCCCCACACUGAAACACGAGGCAAGCAGCGAAAGGUUCUUCUCACCCUUUUUGGACACGAGUGUGCGCGAUGGAUCAGUCACUUCCUCAGAAGGCUCUGGGGAAAAAAGCAAGAAAAGGACUUCUCUCUUCUCCCCACGUAAGAAUAAAAAAGAGAAGAAGUCCAAGAAUGAGAGCAAACUCUCUGACAAAUCCAGCAGUGCAGCUGAGGAAACCACCAAGCCUAAAUCACUGUGGAAGUCUGUAUUUUCUGGUUAUAAGAAAGACAAGAAGAAAAAGUCAGAUGACAAAUCCUGCCCCAGCACCCCCUCCAGUGGAGCCACAGUGGAUUCUGGGAAACACAAGUCCUCUCCAGUAGUUAGAGCAGCAGAUUUGCAGCUACGGCGACACUUAAGCUUUUCAGAGGACUCUGACCUUUCCAGUGACGACAUCUUGGAGCGCUCUUCACAGAAAUCCAAACGAGAGUCGAUUUACGUACCACACGCCUUGGCAUUCAAGAGAUCAUACGCAUCAAAGAAGGCUUACACGGAGGAUGAGCUCAAUGCCAAAUUGACCAGGCGAGUACAGAAAGCAGCUCGCCGUCAAGCCAAGCAGGAAGAACUGAAGAGGUUACACAGAGCUCAGAUUAUCCAACGACAGCUGGAGCAGGUAGAAGAGAAGCAAAGGCAGCUGGAAGAAAGGGGAGUUGCUGUUGAGAAGGCCCUUAGGGGUGAAGCAGACUAUUGGGGAGAGUCUUAUUACAGUGACCUCAUCGACUUGCACCUGGGUGUUGAGCCCAAUGCCGGGACACCACGCCGUAGACCUCUCUCCUUCUGCCCUUGCUGUGCCCACGAAGGCAUGGGGAAGAAGGAUGACCCCAAGCUGAUGCAAGAGUGGUUCAAGCUGGUGCAGGAGAAGAAUGCUUUGGUGCGCUAUGAGUCAGAGCUGAUGAUCUUCGCUCGGGAGUUAGAGCUGGAGGACAGGCAAAGCCGACUACAGCAAGAACUCCGGGAGAGGAUGGCAGUGGAAGAUCACCUGAAGACAGACGAAGAACUAUCAGAGGAGAAAAGGAUCCUGAAUGAAAUGCUAGAGGUAGUGGAGCAGAGAGACUCCCUUGUGGCCCUCCUUGAGGAACAGCGGCUUCGGGAGAAGGAGGAAGACAAGGACCUGGAAGCUGUCAUGUUGUCCAAGGGAUUCAAUUUGAACUGGUCCUGAGCUGGCACUACCCUUACCUGCUGAUCUGUGUUGUCCAGUUGGCAUACACCAAUCUGGGCAGAGCUGCCUGGAUGGAGAAGACAUCUUGGCAUGGAAACCUCACAAGGGUUCUUGCAGCACCUGAAUGCUUGAGCCAGAAGCUUCUUGAUAAGAGGGGAUGGUUCUAAAGGUGCUGAAUUCUGCGUGAGGUCUGCAAACCCAAGCCGAAGGUGGUGACCUGAGGUUGCGUGCCUUCCUCAAGGACCUGUACAAGAGGCCAUUGAGUUUCUGUGAUCUCUGAGAGGCUGAAAGCCUUAUUGGGGAGGAGAUGAAAAUAUUUUAUUUAAAAAAAAAAAAACUUAAAGCAGUCCAGGUGGGCCCUAGUUUGUCCUUCCAUGUUUACCUGUCUAGUUGUGAUCUUUGUUUCUUUUUAAAUACAAAGGAGAGACAUGUCUACUCCCUUCUGAUAGACUACAGGACCCUGCAGCAGCACUUGUGAGAGCACACUGCUAAAUGGGAGAGCACUACCAACCCCCAGAGCACACAGUAUAUAUGUUGUGGAUUUCCCCCACCAAAGAAGCUUGACGCUGCCAAUACUGAGUGGGUAUGGAGGAUCCUGGAGAUGGAAAGCACUGGAAACUUGAAAGGCUGAUUGGCUUGAAAAACCUGCUCCUUGUGGUUUCUACAAAAGACACAGACACACAGAGGUUGCGUUAUUUUCACUGCAGCCUCCACAAGUUGCCAUUGUUUUGAGAGGGGAACAGUGUGUGGGCCACCUCUCUCUCUGCCAUGCAGUGCUCUGGACAGAAAGCGACUGCUUUCCCUCUCCAAUUGGCACCGGUUUUUUGCUUUUUAAAUGAAACAAAACCAUUAGACUUCUCUGUUAUGUACUUUGUGACUUUUUUGACACUGGAAAAUGCUGACUAUGAAAAUGGGUUAAUUAUGAAGCAUUUUGAGGGAGCUCUUGGAUUAUCUCCCCCUCCCCGCCUGCUUCUAACCCCUCAAGAUUGAACCCUCAAGACUGUUAAGUGAGUUUUUUGUUUUAGUUGUGGCUUUGGGGGUAAUUUCUUUAUUUUAAUCCUUUUUUUUUUUUGCACAGUGGAAAUGAAGCAAAAGACCGUGGCCCUUUAGUCACUUUAGAUUCUUUAAUGUCCAUUAACUUAUUUUUUAAUACUUGAAAGAUUUGUUUUUGUACCUUUUAAGAAGUAAGCAGAUGAGUGAAUGUUGGAUAUGUGUGCCCUGCUGCAAUUUCCCAACCUCCAGUGCUGCAUUUUAUUCAUAAUUGGCUGAUCUCCCUUUCCCCCGUAUCUAUUUAUUAGGGUCCUUAUUUACAACAUUACUGUCACAUACUAUAUUUGAUGUGGAGCAGAGGUGCCUUUUAGGUUCUAGAGUGAUGAAUUUUCUUUGGCCCUGUCUCUCUAACACUUUGAAGGGACGUCCCCUACGGACCUGAUAAACUCCUGCACCUCAUGAGGAAAGCUCAGAAUUCAAGAGCAGUGUUAACAGGUCUUUUCUUGCACUCCAAUCCCCUUUGUCUUCUUCCCUGAAUGAUGGCCACGUUCUUGCUUACUUUAAUUACUGCUGUAAGUUUUGCCAUGGAACCAAAAAACAUUACAUCACCCACUUUCUGCUGUUUUAAGAACAAACCACACUGGCCCUGUAAAAUCUGCCUCCAAAGGGAGGAUUAGUGCAAGCUUCUCUGGUUCUGCCCUAGGCCUGUCUCUGUUUGAGUCAGGAAGGGAGCUAGUGGUCCUCUCCCAAUGCAGUAGCAAGGAUGACAGAACACAGAGUAGACGCUUGCCUGCCACCAGCUGAGAGGUUCCAGAAGCACACGGUGUCCUUCACCAUUUCCUUCUGGAUGUGCCGACCUGCAGCUUGCAAACUCCGCUCUUAAUUUUGUUUGCUUUAAAUCUAACUCCAUUGAGGAUUAGAACAAUGUAAUUUACUUUUUAUCCCUGUGAGGUUUUAAUGUGGCAUUUGUAUUUUCAGCAAAGAGAGUUGACAGUUCACUGUAGCAGAAGGGGAAAUGUUGACCUCUGGAAUGAGAUCUUUUCUAGUUCCCUUAAGUUGUCAGAUUCGGUGUGGAACGGGGUUCAUUCAUGUAUCAUGUAACAGAGAAUUUCAGGAAGUUCCACUGCUCGCAGUAUUGCAGCACUGUGACUGGAGAAGGUGCUUCGCUGAACCUGUCCCUCCUGCAUGGUUCUGAAAAGCAUAGGAGUCCUGUCCUCAGAUUUGCAAAUGUACUCGCACUUUGGGAAUAGUUAGAUUCUGGCUAGGCAGAGCAUAGGUCUUCCUCACUAUUGUCUUUAGCUGCUGCCUCCAAAAAAGGCACUCUCUUUUCCUGUUUUGAAGGAGGCCUUAAUUGCCCAUGUUCAUAUUGCUAAGAAAAUAGACAUUGGCUGCCAUCUUUGAGCUUUUCUCAGAUAAGGCCUUUCUUCCUAAUUAGUCUCAAGAUUUGACUGUUGCAUAUAUGUUAACCACAAGAGAGCAUCGUGACUGUGGAAGAAUGAAAAUGAAACUUUUCAGGAAACUGUGAAAGUACCCCUUCAAAGUAUACGUUCUUAUUUUCAGCUAGAAAGGAGUUGCAACCAUCCUAAUUGGUUACCAAUAAUAUUGGUCCAGCUUAACUCCAUUCAAGAAUGGGCUAGAUGACUGUAAGGCCACCCUCCCCAUCCUCUUGUAGCAUAACAGAGAGUACCCCUCUAUACUAGUUUUACUUCACCCAACAAACUGAAAAUACCUGGUUGUAAAUGCUGGCACUGUGGCUUUCAUAGCAGCCUGACAAGAAGAAGAUCAGCCAUUUUUCCUGCACUUUUAUUUCUCUGAUGGGGGGCGGGGAAUUAAGCUGACUGUUGAACACAUCCCUGCCACUUCUGUGUUAAGGAGCUUAGUAAGCCUAGCCUGUGUGGCAUUAAAGGAAAGAGAAGAAAAGAGAAGAAAAUUGGCACAUGAAGUUUGAGCAUUCUUCUACACUCUUUACAUUUAGUUGUAUUUUUUCUUUUAAAAGAUCAGAUCCGAGAUGGAAUCAUUGCAAAUGUAUGUUCAACUUACAAAUGAUGGGUCUUGUGGGCUUUUCAUAAAUCUAGAUACAACAAAGCAGGGGUGAAAAUGAAGUGGUGUAAGCAGAGGCCUCCCUUCUUCAGGGCAGGGAUUUAUUUCAGUAAUACAUGCUAAGUUGGAGACUAACAGAUCUGUAUGAAAACCAAAGCUAGGAGGAAAAGCUUGUACUCUUUAUGCUGUGUGAAAAAGGCCUCCUAGUCAAAUGUUAAACAAAACAAAAAAAGAAAUUCAUGUGUUUUAAUUAUGUAUUGUUUCCCUACUUUAUUCAGAAAAGGAAGAUCUUUAUAAAGACUUAUAUGGCCCACUUAGCUCAUGAGAGUUUGAAUUUUCAUCUCUGCCCACCUGUAAUUUAAAAGAAGAUCCCAUCACUCAGAAGUGCUUCUUUUCAGUAAAGGAUAGUACAAAGUGUGACUGACUGCUUACUGUUUAACAACUAGGGAUCUGCACAAAAUUCACAAGAAUCUAUUCAAAUUCGAAUCAAUUUGAUUGUGAACCAUUGGACAGAGUGGAGAUUCAUCUGGAUCGAUUCAAAUUUGCCCAAAUUCAAUUCAAAUUCAAGUGAAUUUGAAUAGAUUCAAACAAAUCUCCACUCUGUUCAGUGAACCCAAAUCAAAUCUAUUCAAAUUUGAUUCAAAUUCAAAUCUAUUCAUGUGAAUUUUGUCCGCAUCCCUAACAAAAAUUGUGUUCUAACAUCUUUAAAGGUUAGUAGUAGUAAAGAGUACAUCUGUUCCCUCUGUGCUUUUUUUUCCCUAAAUACUGUUUGACAGUGAAAAUUCUAUCUUUAGGAAAGAAAAGAGCCACUCAGAUAACAGAAAAAUCCCUGUACAUGUGUAUUUAAGAUCUGGAUGUUCUCAUCCUAGUAUAAGCCAUGUUAGCUUCUGGAAUUAAUGUGGUGACCUGCACACUUCUAUAAUUCACUUUUGUGAAUCCAUGCUAACAUCACAGUUCUUCCCUGGGAACUUCACUUGCACAGGCUCAUUGCAAAAUGAUGGAGAAAUCUGUAUAAUGAUGAAGGCUACAUAACUACCAUUAAUUUCAGUGUGAUGUGUGGAGGAGAUCCCCAUUGGAUUGUUUCUAAAGAAUAGUUUGUGUGCGUCAUUUUAAUUCAACCACAAACCAAAUGCCCCUUUGUGGGGUUGCAGUGUGUCUUUUAAAGCCUUCCCCUACAGCAUAGUGGCAGAGACCAAAGUUGCAAACCUGAUCCUUGACUGAGGUUGCUCUUGAAACAGGACACUUGCUCUUUGACCCUAACAACUGAUAUCAAACGUAGACAGAGUAGGCAUGAGUUUAAAGAGAGCAUCUAUCCACAAGACCUGCAUUUUGAUCCAGUCAUGCAAACACCUGUUCCUAUGUCUGGCCACUGAACUGUCUUAAAGUUUCUGUAUGACUCCAUCUUCAGUCUGUGGCUGAAAGGGUUUGUAGGACUAGACACUGAAGUACUGAGAGUUCCUGCCGGCUCUUCAAAAUCUGUGCUUCUAGCUCAUCUUCAUCCAUGAGUUUAUUUCCUCAUCUGGCACUUCUGAUAAUCAUCUUUCAACACUAUUUUCAACACUGUCAUACAUUAGAAAGUGGAAUGUUUUGCUUACCAGAGAGUGAAAGAGAUCUGAAUUCCCAGCUGUUACUUGAAAACACAUUUAUGUCACUUCCCAAUACCUUUUGAUAGAUCUUUUGAACAAUUCAGAGCUUCUUUAUUUCAUCCUAUUAUCCAAUGGUUAGUUCAAGCUGAUUAAUAUACAAACCAGUGCUUGCAGUGCUAGGCAGCAUAACUAUGAAAGGAGAACCAGUUAAAGUAUGAGCCGAGUGGCAACUCAUCCACCAACAGGUUAAAGAUUGUUUAUUUUCCCCUCAUAUUUCGCAUACAAUACUGCUACUCCUUUAAACUCUUACUACAAGAUAUCUCUUCUGCUGCUUUUUAGAAUCAAUUCCCUUCCAAGAUCUCAAUUUUGAAAUUCCUGUUAUCUCAAUUACUUGCCCUCCUAGAAGCAAGCUCUAUUUCCUAAAGCUGCAGCAACUGACAACUUACCUUGUCAUUGACAUCAGUAAUCAAUGAUGAACUACAAUAAUUAAACAUUGUUAAAAAGUGAGAAUCCCCCUCCUCCAGCAACCAGGAUCCCUUCAUAUCUCUGUAAAGCAAAACUACAUCUUACUGUGUUUGGGUCAUUAUUACAAACACUGGAAAGAUAUCUAAGCAGUCAUGGUGGCCUUAUGCAUAGUACUUGCAUCUCUUUGGUUCUUUGUCACCUUUUGUAUAAUCAAAUCCUAUCUUUAAAUGCUGAUGUCCAGAUCAGAAAAAUGCCUUUUCUGUCCCAACUGCAGAAGGCUUGGCAGAAUAAUACAAGCAGAAUAAUACAAGCUUAAACACUGAAGCUGAAAUACCAGGACUAACUUAGGAAAUUAACGCUAUCCACAGAACAGGGCUAGCAUGAGUUGGAAUGUGGCUCCAGAAACAUUUAUGCCAAUUGGCUACCAAACAUUGCCAUCUAUUGCAAUUUGAGAGGUUUAGAAGGCAGAAGUUUUUUACACUGGCAAAAUUCACACCUAAUGUAUCCUCAGCAAGCAGGUUGUGUGUGUUUAUGGUUGCCUUAGUGUGAGACUUUUUAAGUUUUUAAUGGGACUGAUGGACUAGUGCCUAUUGAGAUCUAGGAAGAAGAGGAAAACAUGGCUUCAGUCACCUUGAUAGAAGCUGAUACUGCAUCUUCCACACCACUGAAGCAAGACAGGGCUGGAAUGGCAGUAAGUUGAAAAGGGAAAUGUAUCUCCCUUUUGUCUAGGAUGGGGCUAGUCUUAUACAGCUCUGGUCACUAUAGUUUGGUGACUGAUGAUCCCACAGUUACUACUGAUAUUCGUUGAUAGAGAUGUGGACCAUUUCAGCUGUGCCCAGUAAAAUUAAAAGAAAGUUGAGAGCAAGCCUCCUACAUUUAUAUGUUCAGGAUACAAGAAUACAUGAAGGUUAGCUUGAUUUUUACCAUGUUAGCAGGAUAACUUUGACCCUUUCCCCUGAGGCCUAUAAAUAAUAUUUUUUCCCAAGCUGCCCACUGGGAACUGCCCCGCUCAGAUGCCAGAAUUCACUUUCAGCAUCACAGGUAUAGUUCUGCCUUUUGUUUAUUCCCAUUCGGGCGGCUAAGACUCCAUGUAAUGUAGAGAGAGGACAGGCUUUUAGAGGGAAAAGAUGGCUUUAUUACACCAGGGACAUGCACUGAAUUUCUUCUGCUGUUUAAGCAUUUCCUUUCAUACUUUGCAUUUCCUGUGAGCACCCUUGCAGUUGAGGUUUGUACAUAUGUAUGUUUGUUUUCAGUGCAGUGUCUGGCCCUCCUUUUAGGAUAUGGUGCUAAUACAGAAGUUACAAGCACACUUGUUCCACCCUCUGUGGGUUUUUAAUCUGUUUUUUAAAAAUAACAUCCAGAUCAAAAGCAUUUUAGAGCACCCGCAGUUGUGUCUAGAGUUGCAUGACUUACUACACCAAUUUUUUUUAAGGUAAAGUUGAUCCUCAUAUGCAAGCUCCCUUUGUUGGGUUUAUAAGAAAACUACAACAGAAAGUUUACACUGGGACUCUUGAGAGGAAAGUGGUUAAUUAGUUUUCCAGCCUCAUGUAUUUUUUGUUUUUUAUUUUUUAAAGAGAUAUUCUGUGAGUUGGGACUGUUAUUGUUUGCAAUAAAGAACACCACAAAACAGCUUAUUAAGAGGUAGGGGAGGGGAAAAACUCUUGAUGCAUGAUAAUAAACUUUUCUCAGUAAUUUCUGUCCUCAAGGGCACUUGCAAUGGAACUUCAUAAGCAGGGUAGAUGGCAGAUGAGAAUGUCACUAAAGCUAUAGGGGAAGAAACGUCACGUUCUGACACAUUGCAGUAAUUUAAUUUUUUUAAUAUAAAGGUGUAUGUAUGUAUAUGUGAAAUCUGGUCCCCAUGAAGGGAUGUAAUGUGGUACCUUCCUCUUGGGACAGGUGGGAACUCUGAUAUUCAGACUGUUUUAUUGUUGGCGUGUGUGCAGUGUAACAGGAAAUUGUGUACUGUACCUUUUUAUGUCUAAAGCCUCCACAACCCAUUUUACUUCCCAUUUGGUUGCAUUUCAUUCUAUAUGUUCUUAUGCACACUUUGUUGGUGUUGAUAUUUUAGCACCUCGGGUCGCCAACAGAAUGAAAGAAAAAGAAAAAAGGGAAAAAAUAAAGUCAUUAUUUUUUUCUUA
Molecule: messenger RNA, 14943 nt
Organism: Hemicordylus capensis (graceful crag lizard)
Lineage: Eukaryota; Metazoa; Chordata; Lepidosauria; Squamata; Cordylidae
Gene: MICAL3
Product: microtubule associated monooxygenase, calponin and LIM domain containing 3
Exons: 46
Coding region: 825-7724 (2299 amino acids)
Molecular function (GO): FAD binding; protein binding
Source: RefSeq, a predicted model, not a curated record